GCGGCCGACCCCGUCUCGGCGCCUCCCCCCGCCGCGGCUUCUCCGCCGGGCUUGCUGCUCCUGCCUUCGCCGGCGGCUUCUUGCCCCGCCGCUGCGGGCUGGCUCGAGAGGAGCACCAACGGCUGCGGCUACUGGGACAGCAACUGGGACAGGAGAGAACCAGCCGCUCUUAUUAAUCUGAAGAAGAAGAAUGAAGAGACUGGGGAACGGGAGCUCUCAUCUCGCCUAGACCGUUACAAAGCAAAAGCUACCAGGCACAUAUUCCUCAUACGCCACUCUCAGUACAACUUGGAUGGGCAAGCGGAUAAAGACAGAACUCUGACUCAGUUGGGCUGCGAGCAAGCUGAGUUGACAGGAAAAAGGCUAGCAAGUUUGGGACUGAAAUUUGAUAAAAUCGUACACUCCUCUAUGACCAGAGCAUCUGAAACAACCAACAUCAUCAGCAAGCAUCUUCCUGGGGUGAAGAAGGUGAGCACCGACCUGCUGUGUGAGGGAUCUCCUAUUGAGCCAAACCCUCCCAUCUCUCACUGGAAGCCAGAAGCUGUGCAGUAUUAUGAAGACGGGGCUCGCAUUGAAGCUGCGUUUCGAAACUACAUUCACAGAGCUGACGUGAAGCAAGAAGAGGAUAGCUAUGAAAUCUUCGUCUGUCACGCCAAUGUCAUCCGCUAUAUAGUAUGCAGAGCAUUACAGUUUCCUCCUGAGGGCUGGCUUCGGAUGUCUCUCAACAACGGCAGCAUCACUCACUUGGUGAUCCGUCCUAGUGGCAGAGUGGCACUGCGAAUGCUCGGGGACACGGGGUUUAUGCCCCCAGAGAAAAUCACACGCACCUGAGCAAGCAACACGAUGGUCUUUCUGGAGCCACUCGGGGACUCUCUCUGUGCGCGUGUCCAGCUGUGGUACAAAACUGUGGCUCGGUAGGAUAUUGAGUUUCCAAACUCUGCUUAACAAAAAGCUACCCCCUGCCACACUUCUGUGUCAGCAGGGGAGGCCUUCCCACACAGAAAAGGGCACACGCGGAGACACGACACUGCCAGCACAUUCCACCAAGCGCUCCUGUGCAUCUUCUGCGUGGCUUGCUGGACUCUCCUGUUCCAUUGAAGUGAAUGGAGCCACUGCACCACCACUUAAUGGAAUGAAGAGAUGGAAAGACAGGAAUCUACCUACUUAGCAGCUGACAUGAGAGUAAUCCUUGCCCUGCUGCAAUGGGAAAACUCCUCUGGCUUCUAACCAAAGCUUAUUACUGUGCACAGAGGAUUCUUUCUCCCUCUGCUGGGAGACUUGAGUAUCCAUCAGUAAAUUAGAAACUGUCAUGGUGUCUUAAGUAAAUACUAUGGCUGGACCGAUGGGAGGGGGAGUGGUGUUAUUUCCAAACAUAGCUGAACUUUCAAUAGUUUUAGGACUUGUGGGCUGUUGCUCUCUUUGACUCUUCCUGAACCUGUCCGCUGCAUCUGGUAAGAAUAUUAUGAAAGAAAAGGCACUAAGAAUUCUGGGCAGCGGUGUCUCAUCUCUCCUCAUGUAAACUGCAUGGUAUCUGGGAAGAUGGGUUCACUCUUUGGCAAUGUUCUGGGUAAAGGUGAUCAAAGACAGAACAACACUGCUCUUUCCUCCCUCAUCCCCACAACUGAAACAUGCACUCCUUCACAGCUAGGCUAAUCGCUUACAUUAGGCCAUGCCCAAAGUCCUGUGCCAUUAACAACUACCGUGGCUGACUACCUGCAUUGUUUUGUCACCAUAUAACUUAGGUUAGAGAGCACACCUGAGGCCACUUGGUGCUAUUGUACUAAACUAAAAAAAUAAUUAAGUGAGCCUCUUCGUCCUAAAGAGCACAACCCAGCAUACUUCUGAACCAGACCUGAGGCAGGUGAAGCAGUUCUUGGGGAAACUCCUUGCCUAGCAACUUGGUGUGCACUUAGGACUGUGGCGUGGAACCAGGCUGAGGUGGUUGGUGGUGGGGAGAUUCUUCUGUACUUGUAAAAAAUGGUGGCGGUCUGUCUUUGAUCAAUGCAAAAAUAAUUUUAAGUUAUUCUUAACUUUGUGAAAU
Molecule: messenger RNA, 2041 nt
Organism: Gekko japonicus
Lineage: Eukaryota; Metazoa; Chordata; Lepidosauria; Squamata; Gekkonidae
Gene: PGAM5
Product: PGAM family member 5, serine/threonine protein phosphatase, mitochondrial
Exons: 6
Biological process (GO): positive regulation of mitochondrial fission
Cellular component (GO): mitochondrion
Source: RefSeq, a predicted model, not a curated record